This is a messenger RNA of Parastagonospora nodorum SN15, 1473 nucleotides long. RefSeq lists its product as hypothetical. Gene Ontology annotation, biological process: intracellular potassium ion homeostasis; regulation of membrane potential; proton export across plasma membrane. The coding region runs from base 1 to 1473 and encodes 490 amino acids. Gene Ontology annotation, cellular component: plasma membrane. Lineage: Eukaryota; Fungi; Ascomycota; Dothideomycetes; Pleosporales; Phaeosphaeriaceae. The record is from RefSeq and is a predicted model, not a curated record. Gene Ontology annotation, molecular function: sodium:proton antiporter activity. The transcript is spliced from 2 exons.
AUGGCUUGGAAACAACUCGAGCCCACGGGUCCGCAUGUCACAUACUUGACAGUCACAGGAUUCCUUAUCCUCUACGCGCUCUUCUCGCUGUUGAUACGGAACCGGCUGCAUCUCUCAGAGCCACCGCUUGCCACCGUCUUUGGUAUCAUUACUGGACCACGCGCAUUGAAUCUGAUCAGGCCGUACGAAUGGGGCUUCAACGACGAGAUUGUCCAGGAAAUCACCCGCCUCAUCGUAGGCAUUCAAUGUUUCGCUGUUGGUCUCGAGCUGCCUGAUGGCUACUUUACGCAAAAGUGGCGCGCAUUGCUUGUGCUCUUGGGCCCGGUUAUGGCGGCAGGAUGGCUGAUCUGCGCCGGCUUCAUCGUAGCCAUCUUCAAAACUGACGUUGCGACCGCAUUAACCAUAUCGGCAUGCCUCACGCCCACAGAUCCUGUUCUUGCUGCUUCCGUGCUUUCAAACAGCCAAUUCAGCACUCGAGUUCCAAAGCGCAUCCGGGAUCUGCUGAGCGCGGAAAGUGGGUGCAACGAUGGAGUCUCGUUCCCGUUUCUCUACAUUGGUCUCAAUCUCAUCAACAAGAGCACAGCUGGUGGCGUCCUCAAGGAGUGGUUCCUCAUUACCGUUCUCUACCAGUGUGCGCUCGGUAUCACUCUUGGUACGGUCUUGGGCUACUUGUUCAAUGCGCUGUUCGUGUUUUCCCACAAGCGUGACAUGAUGGGCAGAGCAUCCUACCUAGCCUUCUACCUUCUCCUCGCUGUUUUCUCGAUCGGGCUUGCAUCGCUUUUAGGAGUCGACGAUUUUCUCGUCGCGUUCUGCGCUGGCUGUGGCUUCUCCCACCGUGGCAACUCGCCAACCGCCGAGACUCGUCUGCCAGUCAUCAUUGAUUUGAUGAUCAACUCCGCCUUCUUCGUCUUCUUUGGCGCGAUGAUCCCCUGGGAAAGCUUCAAUCAGCUCGAUCUCAUAACACCAGGACGCCUGGUUGGAUUGCUAGUUCUCGUCCUCGCCUUCCGACGCAUACCAGUUGUAUUUGGCUUGUACAAGCUCAAGUUCCUGCCCGCCGUCCGAACAGCGACGGAAGCCAUGUUCGUCGGACACUUUGGACCCAUGGGCGUAGGCGCUAUCUUCCUCGCCAUCGAAGCACGUGCUCAGCUCGAAACCGAGACCUCGCUGCCCCUACCGCAUCCUCCAGCGGAUAUGGACCCGAAGAAACAAAGAGCUGUCACCCUGGUUUGGCCAAUUGUGUGCUUCAUUGUCCUUGGAAGUACAUUGUUCCACGGUCUCAGCACUUUGGCGAUAAGUGUCGGUGGUCACUUUUCGAGACAUGAGGGCGAGCGAGCGCCGCUGAUUGGGGGCGAACGAGAAGGUCUGCAUGGCAUGAUUUUUGACGAAGGCGAGGAUGCUGCGACGAGUGAUAACGACGGAAGAGACGAUGAUGACGAAGCUGAGUAUCGCGGAUACAACCAGGGACGUCUUUAG